AUGUUUCCAGACCAGCUGCAGGAGCUGCGCAAGACGUCGCUGGCUAGGCUGAUCUGCGACUGCUCCGACGGAGUGUCUCAGAUUCAGGCAGAAGUGAUGAGAACCAUCGAUCCUAGCAACCCCAUGCUCUCCUGCGAGGACAUCCCAAGGCCGGCGUUCGACGCCUGGCGGGCAGACAGGAUGAAGACACCCGUGCUGGGAGCCGCGUUCAUGCCGUUCAACUGGACCGCGUUCAAAGACAGCAUCAACAGCACCGUCAAGGACGUGGUGACCUACAUCAACGAUACUAGAGCAACGGCCACUGUCGACACGGACUGGGUAGCCUUCAGGAACUACAUAAACAAGUCGUUCUCUGAUCUGAGGAACCAGGUGUCCGCUCUGCAUCCACGCGAAUCCGCGGCAAGUUCUUCAGCACCGUUGGAGAAGUCGUCGGAGUACCCGGAUAGCUUCAUCCUGCAGGCGGCAGGUGGUCCUCCGGACGUCUAUCAGGACUGGGCCAAGUUUAAGAGCGACCUGGCGAAGUCCUUGAACGAGUCCAUAGCCUCGAUGAGCAAUGGUCCAGCCGCGGCUGCCAAGUGGAUCGCGUUUAAGCAGGACAUCGCCGAUCGGUUCGCCGAUCUGAAGACGCAGGUGGCUUCCAUGAAGGCCGAUCUUGCUCCGAAGACCUUGGCCAAGGUGUCCGAAGAGAUGAUCUUCGACUGGAAGAACUACAAGGACGACAUAACGGCCUCUUUGAACGACACCAUUAUGGACAUCGAGAAGAACAUGCCGCCUCCAGGCGAUCCAGCUUGGGCAGCCUAUGGCGCCGACAUCAGGGAUAAAUUCUUCGCUUUCCGGGACAAGGUUAACGGUCAGAGACCUUUAAAGGAGUUGGCAGCUAGAGGAGAAGCUUCCGACGAAGACUGGCUGAGCUACAAGGCGGACAUCAAGAAGACCAUCGACGAUGCUGUGAAGAACAUAAAGGACAGGAUGCCUCCUCCUGGCGAUCCCGCUUGGGCGGCCUACAGAGACGAGGUCAUCAAGAAUUUCUCCGCCUUCAGGACCACGCCGCCGCCGCCGCUCCUGUUCUCGGCGAAGGAUCCUAAACGCGGUGCUCUGGGAUCGGCUACGUUCAACAAUAGCCAGCUGCCUAAUUUGACGAACGAUUGGAUAGAGUUCCGGGCGCGGAUCAACGACUCUCUGGCUCGGAUCAUCCAGGACAUUCGGAGCAAGAGGCCGACUACUCACGACCCUGUCGGUUGGGCAGCCUUCAAGCAGUCCGUUGCGAACGACUUCGCGAAGUUCAGGGACGAGAUCGCCAGCAUGAAGGCGGAAUUGGCUGCGAAGUACGACGAGCUGAGAACCGGCAAGGAUGCGCCGAGUCUUCGUGCUGCUGCGAAAGGCGGUAGCACGUCGAAGUUCGAUUACACCAAGUUCAUCAGGCCUUACGUCCCCCCCGAGGACUGGAUCGCCUUCAAGCAGCAGAUCAACGAUACCUUGACGAGCUUGCUGAACCGAGCGAACGCUACCGACGAGACGGACUUCGACGAGGUCCACGAGAUGUUCGACAAGUCCUUCGCGGACCUGAAGACCGAGAUCGCGUCCCUGAAGAGUCUGAUCGCUCGGAGCAGAGGGAACAAGACCGCGGACUGGAGCAGCUUCCAGAAACAGUUGAACUCGACGGUGCAGGAGCUGGCGGACAGCGUUGGCGACGAGAGCAAAGCUUCCGCCGCGAACGUGCUGAGAGCCCUGUUCCAGACCGAGGACAAGCUGGCUGGACUACAGCCUCCGGAUGGUGCACCGCCCAAGGAAUGGAAAUGGUUCUCUUCGAAAAUCAAUCAGACUCUCUCGGACACCCUAAACGUGAUCAGCGAUAAGAAACUCUUGGCUCUGACGCUGAGGGCCGAGGCUUCGGACGCGUCGUCCUCUGACAGAUCUCUGUCACAGUGGCUGAUGAUACCGUGUCUAAUGACCGUUUUGCUGUCGAAGGUCAAAUUGUUCGUCUGCUGAGACAGAGAGAGAGAGAGAGAGAGAGAGAUACAGUUUUUUACCGUACGACUUGUAUAUAUAUAUAUGUUAUUUAUAGUCAAACUUUCGCACGCUAACUGCGACCUUGGACGAUGGAUCUUGAUCUCGGUCGAACUAAGAAUCGUUUAUUUAACCUUUUAGGUACGGCUGAA
Megalopta genalis is the source of this 2159-nucleotide messenger RNA. NCBI's taxonomy places the organism in Eukaryota, Metazoa, Arthropoda, Insecta, Hymenoptera, Halictidae. The record is from RefSeq and is a predicted model, not a curated record.